Molecule: messenger RNA, 341 nt
Organism: Staurois parvus
Lineage: Eukaryota; Metazoa; Chordata; Amphibia; Anura; Ranidae
Source: the annotation of a GenBank genome assembly
AUGCGUCCCCCUGCAGCGUCCCCGGCCAUCUCCUCCGGCCGAUGCCGGCAUCCGGCUUCCGUGUUCCAGUCCCUGUGACGUCAGGACGUACGGGUGCCGGAACCGGCGACAAAUGUGAACUUUUUAAAAAAUGUCAUUUUUUUAAAAAUGAUUAUUACAUACAUUUCACAUACAUUUUGUCCCUACUGCUUUGUCCUGUGCCCUGCCUGCAUUUUAACUGUUCUUUCUGCCUGGAAACUUAGAAAGGUUCGUGGCGUCCAAAAAUCUUCCCUUUAUGUCAAAAUCGGUUUUAGACCAGCUAGAGAACAGCGAUAGUAAAUCAGAACCACUUGCAGAAUUGA